AUGAUUGGUGUUUUAGAUAUCGGAAGGAUUUAAGAGUAAAGAGAUAAAUAGAAAAUUCCUCCCAAAAUAAAAGAAAAAACCCAUGUCUCAACUGAAAGAUUACGGAAACUUGAUGUCAAGGAUAUACCUCUAUGUGCAAUUUGUUGUUUAUACAUGACGGAGAAUUUGGCUGCUUUAGUUCCUUGUGGGCAUACUUUUCAUCAAAAAUGUUUAAAACAGUAUUCAAAACUAGAAUGUCCCAUAUGUAGAAAAUAGAAUUAAUAAUCAAUCCUUCUACAUUUUUCAAUAGAAUUAAAUAAAAGUCAAAGCCAAGAAAUGAAAUAGAAUAAAUAAAUUUAAAAUAAAGCACCUAAUUAAUAUAAUAAAUAAAAUUAGGAGAUCAAUAAGCUUAAAGAUUUAAUUAAUAAAGGAAAACAAUCGAUUGAUCUUUGUAUUUCUUAAAGCGCAAUUUCCUAACAAAAUGAUACAAUUUAAAAUUAAAGACUUAAAUCUUGUGAGCUUCAACUCAAAGAAAUCAGCAAAACUCUAAUGGACAUUAGAAACUUAAUGGAUAACGGUGAGAAUUCAGAGAGAUAAAUAAAAAAAGAAUAAACUCUGCCCUAAUUGGUAUAGAAAUUCAACAAAACUGAACAAUCAGGAUUUCACCCUAAUAAUAAUGAUCGUUAUGCUAAAUUUGACCCCUUCACUAAAAUGCUUAAUAUAGGCUAACCAUCAAGGAGCAAUUAAUUUGAAAAUCCUCCGAGAAAUAAUAACUAUGUUAAAAAGUGA
Paramecium tetraurelia is the source of this 768-nucleotide messenger RNA. RefSeq lists its product as uncharacterized. The transcript has a single exon. The record is from RefSeq and is a predicted model, not a curated record. NCBI's taxonomy places the organism in Eukaryota, Ciliophora, Oligohymenophorea, Peniculida, Parameciidae.